GUCCCCGCAGCAGAUAACUCAUGCGCCUCACCUGCUGCUGAUCAAAACCUUGGACUUUUAUCUCAGAGGUUGUCUUAUCGCAUCGUCAGGGCUCCUUAUCGGCAGAUUCACCUCUCGCAACGCUUUGCGGCAAGGCCAGCCUCUUGCGGACCUUGAGCGGGGGGGCACACCGGGUUCACAGUAUUUUCCAGCUAACGGAACGAUGACGUUAAAAUCCAAUAAAAACGAACCCGCUGUCAUACUGGAGUCGGUGAACAGCGUCCGGACAGCCCUCUCCGAUCUGUACCUGGAGCAGCUGCUUCAAAACAAACCAAAGUCUGACAAGGCUUCUAUGCAAACCUAUGAGAAUAAGGGAGCUGAAGUUUACACCAACGGUAGUGCUGGACACAUGAAGGGCACAGAACUGACCAGAAUGAAGGAAGUAGAAUUUGAAAAGAAUCCUUCAGAGCCAAUGGGGGUCACUCUGAAGCUGAACGACAAACAGAGGUGCACUGUGGCCAGAAUAUUGCACGGGGGCAUGAUCCAUAGACAAGGGUCUUUACAUGAAGGGGAUGAAAUAGCAGAAAUCAAUGGGAAAAGUGUGACAAACCAAACUGUAGAUCAGCUACAAAAGAUUCUCAAAGAAACCAGUGGAGUCGUCACAAUGAAGAUUGUUCCCAACCUGCAGAGUCGAUCCCGCGCCUGUGAGAUGUACAUGAGGGCCCAGUUUGACUAUGACCCCACCAAGGAUGACCUCAUCCCGUGCAAAGAGGCAGGUCUCAAGUUUCAAACUGGUGACAUCAUACAGAUAAUCAACAAGCAGGAUCCAAACUGGUGGCAGGGCAGAGUGGAGAGUGGCGUUGCCGACUUCGCUGGACUGAUUCCCUCCCCAGAGCUCCAGGAAUGGAGGGUUGCAAGUAAAAGCAAGGCCAAAGAGGGCAGCCAGUCCUGCAGCCCAUUUGGAAAGAAAAAGAAGUGCAAGGACAAGUACCUGGCUAAACACAGCACGAUUUUCGACCAGCUGGAUGUGAUUUCUUAUGAGGAGGUUGUUCGACUCCCUGCUUUUAAAAGGAAAACACUGGUGCUUAUUGGUGCACCUGGAGUGGGAAGAAGCCAUAUCAAAAAUGCACUAUUGACCAAAUACCCUGAGAAGUUUUCCUACCCUGCACCUCACACAACCAGACCCCCACGGAAGGAGGAGGAAGAUGGACAGGAAUAUUAUUUCAUCUCCAAUGAAGCCAUGACCAAGUGCAUCUCUGGAAAUGAGCUGCUGGAGUAUGGCAGCUUCCAGGGAAAUAUGUUCGGUACCAAAACUGAGACCAUCCAGAAGAUCCACGAUCAAGAAAAAAUCGCCUUACUGGAUGUAGAACCACAGACCUUGAAAGUCCUGCUGACUGCUGACUUUGCACCUCUCGUGGUGUUCAUCGCUCCGACCAACACAGCUGCCCAGACGGAAAACCUGCAGAUGAUCCAGAAAGAGUCGGACGCCAUUUUCACCACAUAUAGACAUUUCUUUGAUGUGGUUCUUGUCAACAACGACGUGGAUGAAAGCGUUAAAGGUGUGGAGGAGGCCAUGGAGCGGGCCAUCUCUACUCCACAGUGGGUGCCUGUAUCAUGGGUGUACUGACCGAUGUCUAGCACCAGUUUAAUACUGUUCUGUUUGUUAAAAAAGCAGUGCAAUAUCACUCCUUAGAGUUAGUGAUGUCCCAGGUGUGUAUGGGUUUAUUUUUGGUUCAUGUUAAUUGUCACUGAGAUUUUUUGCACAAACGCAUCCCAAAAAAAAGCAAUAUCUAGAAAGGUUUCUUUUAGAAAGUUGAGAACCUCACCAGGGAUGUUUUGUUUGGUUGUUGUGACAUUUGUGCUUCAGGAUUUUGAGGGGCUUAGGGAUAGUUUUGGUGCCGAACACCUUUGUGAUUGUUGGAACGUGAGCAAAUGCAAAAUAGGACCACAACUGUGAAUGAAAUCCUUCCUUUUUAAAUGAAAGGAUUUGAUCAUGCAAAACAUUAUUUGUGGAUUCAUUGUCUGUUUUUUUUUUUUUCUUUUUCUCAUUAGAUUGUGCCAUGAAAUUGAGAUUCUAAAACAGUUUGUUCAUACAGUGUGUGUAACUCUAUUCAACCAUAAUGUCUUGUAAUCCAAACCUUUCAUUCAGUCAUUGACAACAUCACUUGUCUCAUCUCGUCAAAAUUGUAUAUCUCAUGGGGUACUGUAAAGGCACUUUUAAACAAAAAUAAAUUUCCCAGCUCUAUUGCAACUGCUUCUUUGACUGUUUU
Messenger RNA from Anoplopoma fimbria (sablefish), 2249 nucleotides. RefSeq names its product MAGUK p55 scaffold protein 1 (gene mpp1). Lineage: Eukaryota; Metazoa; Chordata; Actinopteri; Perciformes; Anoplopomatidae. The record is from RefSeq and is a predicted model, not a curated record. Bases 203 to 1606 code for a protein of 467 amino acids. Gene Ontology annotation, molecular function: signaling receptor binding. Gene Ontology annotation, cellular component: cell-cell junction; plasma membrane. The transcript has 12 exons.